UCUGUCAACCUAGAAGAAGUGCAGCAAGAAGAGGAGGAAAACGAAGAAAAAAAAGAAGUGCAUAAGCGCACGUCUGUCUGUGUUUAACAGAUCUGCUGUACACAGGAUGGCUGAAGAGCAACAUCACAGCGGUUUUAAUAAAAAAUACUGAACUGCUCUCCAUGCCGGGGGAAUAGAACCUCCGGGAGGGAGGAAGUGUGUGUGUGUGUGUGUGUGUGUGUGUGUGUGUGUGUGUGUGUGUGUGUGUGUGUGUGUGUGUGUGUGUGUGUGUGUGUGUGUGUGUGUGUGUGUGUGUGUGUGUGUGUGUGUGUGUGUGUGUGUGUGUGUGUGUAGUCAUCAGACCUGACAGUCGUAGACGUGAUGGGUCCAAGGAGGAAGGCUUCUAAACUGCAGCCUUUAGUGGGCAGCGCUGAAGGAGAUCCUGUCAUGAGACCCAGUGAGCCCAAAGACUACAUCAACGAGAUGUCCCAUGAAGUCCUCUGUCAUAUAUUCAGAUAUCUUCCCAUGAAGGAUAUCAUGUGUAUGGAGUGUCUGUCAAGAAAACUUCGAGAGGCUGUAACUCUGUACCUGCGAGUAGUCAAAGUAGUGGAUCUGUGUGCUGGUCGCUGGUGGGAGUACAUGCCUUCAGGCUUUACAGACAGCAGCUUUCUUCUCCUUUUGAAGAAAAUGCCAGAUCUGGAGCAGCUGUAUGGACUCCACCCUCGAUACCUGGAAAGGAGACGAGUCCGAGGCUACGAGGCCUUUAGCAUCCCUGGAGUCCUGGAGGCACUACAAGCCUGUCCUAAUCUGCUGGGUGUUGAGACGUCCCAUCUGGAGCUGGUCGAAGCCAUUUGGAAUUACAUGCCACAUGUUCACAUUCUGGGAAAGUUCCGCAACCGUAAUGGGGCUUUUCCCAUUCCUACUGAGAACAAACUCACCAUCCCCAUAACUGCAAAGAUCCAGACCCUACAUCUAGUGGUGUUUGUUGUAGGUGUGAAUGUCCCAGAGAUUCCCUGUGUGUCCAUGCUGCGGCAUCUUUACCUGAAGUGGGUUCGUCUCACCAAACCACAGCCAUUUAAGGACUUUCUGUGUGUGAGCCUGAGAACCUUUGUCAUGCGCAACUGUGCAGGGCCAACCAACUCCCUCAAAUAUGUUCCCUUGGUCACUGGUUUAGCAUCAGCUCGGAACCUGGAGCAGCUGGAGUUGGUAAGAGUUCCCUUCCUGGGAGGACUGAUCCAACAUGUGGUGGAGGACAGCUGGAGGUCAGGAGGAUUUCGAAACCUCCACACCAUUGUGUUUGGAGCCUGUAAGAAUGCUCUUGAAGUGGACUUGGGCUACCUCAUCAUCACUGCUGCUCGCAGGCUUCAUGAGCUGCGUAUCCAGCCUUCACUGACUAAAGAUGGAGUCUUCUCAGCUCUCAAAAUGGCUGAACUAGAGUUUCCCCAAUUUGAAACACUUCAUCUGGGAUAUGUGGAUGAGUUCCUACUCCAAUGUAAGAUGAGUCAUUCAGAGCUGGUCAAGUACGGUCUGGCUGAUGUCAUUGAGAAUCCAGGAAUCAUCACUGACAUUGGCAUAAAGGUGGUGAAUGAGGUGUUCACGAAUAUUAAAUACCUGCUCAUCUACAACUGUCCUCACCUUCACAACCCGCACCACUGGAUCACAGAUCAAUCCAGAUGGAGCCGUCUCGUUGACCUCACUCUUGUACGCUGUCAUGCUAUCAAACUGGAGUCUUUUUCUCAGUUCAUAGAGUUGCUGCCCAGUCUUGAGUUCAUCUGUCUGGAUCAGAUGUUCAGAGAACCACCCAAGGGCUGUGCCAGGGUGGGCUUGAGUGCAGGAACUGGUAUUGGCGUGUCCUCAGCACUGGUCAGCAAUCAGAACUCCAACAACGACAAUGACAACCACCACCAUCACCACAAUGAGGCCAACAUGCCUCCCGCUCCUCCACCUGUCAACAACAACAACAACCAGAGGCAGCCGCAGCCACAACCGCAGCAGCAGCACGAUGCACCAGUGGAGGUAAAUGGGAUGGCGGAAGAGGAUGAAGAGGAGGAAGAGGAGGUAGUCUUGGAGGAUGAAAACAUGGAGACUGAGCCUCAGAUGGAGCAAAAAGGAGCAAAAGGUGGAGAAGCAGAAGAAGCUGAUGUGACUCCAGGUCCCAGUCAUUCAGCUGGAGCGCCUCAACAUCAUGAUGAGGAACAAGCAGGUCCCAGUGGUUUAGUCCAGCAGUGCAGACCCGCUGGUGCUGCCAUCCCCAAGCCCCCGUUGGUCAUCUCAGACUCAGACAGUGAGGAGGAAGAAGGCCUUGUUUCAAGGCUAAUGCCACCGACCUGUUUACAGCAGACAGCUUCCUGUGCAAAAGGUAAAGGAAAAACUCCUCUACGGCGGUGCAACAAUGUAGACGUGUCGGUCUCUGUUGAUCAGCCAAAAGCUCCAGUGCUGGAGAGCAGCUGUGAGAAGAGCUGUCAGGUGACCAGCGAACAGAUUAAGGCCGAUAUGAAGGCUGCUACUGAGAGCAGCAGGAGGACUGGCAGUAAAGGAAUCGCUACUGAGACUGUGGAGGCCGCUGCAAGGCCAGGGCCUGACAGUAGGACGAUACAGGGCACUGGGAGUACUGGAACUGCAUCAAGGGCUGGUGUGAGGCCAGUGUCUGCCUCUGUAGGAAGAGUUGGACCUGUGGCAGCUACAUCCGGCCAUGUGGGUGGAUGUGGGAGGGUGGUGGUAGUCACCACGCACAGAGCCACAACAACCACUGAUAGACCUGCUGGCAGGACUAAUGCUGGGACAGUGGGUCCCUCUGGAGCACAGAUUGGAGGCAGGGAAACUGGGGCGAGACAAAAUUCUUGUCAUGAUGGCGUGGACAGUCGUGAGACCAGAGGUGCUUCUGUAAACCAUGCUUCCACUACACCAGCAUUGCAGACGGGACAAGGAGAGAGACAAGACGCCCCUGCUGGACCUGCCUCUGCUGUUUGCUCAGGUUUACAGCAGAGUCACGGCAGAUAUGAGGACUUUGUUCCUAGGAGACCCUUGACCCGAUCUUGCACCCGCACAUCUUCGGUGUCCUUGUUACCUGAGACAGAUCUUUCAAGAGCCAAGCCUCGAGUAGCCGUAAGGAGGAAACGAAUGGCUGACAAAUCAACCAGCACCUCAGACCCAGUUACUGAGGAUGACCACGUACAGGUUUUGUCUCUGAAGAGUAAGAACCUUGUGGGAAUCACUCUGACCAACUGUGGCAUCACUGACCUUGUCCUCAAAGACUGCCCCAAGAUGAUGUUUGUUCAUGCCACCAGAUGUCGAGUGUUGAAGCAGCUGCAAGUGGAAAGUGCCCCCAUAGUGAACAGGUUUGACUACGCUCAGUGUAAGAAACUGGAGAUGGAGCAGGUCCUCGAUCAAAUACUGAGAAUGCCUCCUGAAAGGAACCGCAUCAUCUACAUGCGCCCUAUGCACCAGAUUGAUCCAGUAGCAUUGGAACGUCAGCUCUUCCAAGGGCCCUAUCCGUAUCAUGUUGCUAUAGUGCACGAAUUCAGCAACCCUCCAAACAUACGCAACAAAGUUCGCAUUCGCAGCUGGAUGGACACGAUAGCCAACAUCAGCCAAGAGUUAAUCAAGUACGAGUUCUUUCCAGAGGCCACCAGGACAGAAGAAGAUGUAAAGAGGUUUCCCAAAUACCCCUGGGGGCGGGACAUCUACACACUAGAGGGAGUGGUGGACGGUGCUCCCUACAGCAUGAUCACAGAUUUCCCCUGGCUGAGGACUCUGAGAGCAGCUGAUCCUAAUAGCUACGCCCGCUACGAUUUUGAGGACGAUGAAAACACCACCAUCUAUGCCCCGCGACGGAAAGGACAACUUUCUGCUGACAUCUGCAUGGAGACCAUUGGGGAAGAGAUCUCAGAGCGCAGACAGCGUAAAAGAGGAGUGUUCCAGAGAGUGGUGGUUCUCUUUCUUCACCACUGUGAUACACCAGGAGAACCCGUGGAUGACGACUACAUCUAGAGACCAACGAGCUCCUUUUUCAGUUACAACGGCAUCGACACUCCUGUUGCAGUGCUACCAGGAUCCUGACUAUCAAAGCUGCUUUGUUUGGAGAGGGGAGGUCCAUGUAUCAUCUGUUUGCUGUUCCACGCAAACAUGGACAUGAUGAAUGCAGAAGUGGUCAAAACUGAACAUGUUGACAUCAAUUUGCAAAAACCUUUCACCUGAUCGACAUUUGGUUGUUGUUUUUUCCUUUUCCAAUAAGACCAGAUUGGAGACUUUGCCCAUUUUUGGGCAAAGUCUUAAGGCAGGUUUGAGCACCCGAGUAUUAUUAAAAAUUCUUCAAUAGCAGCUAAUUACAGUGGGGAAAACGUUUGAUUUUUAUUUCAGAUUCAGUUCUUACUCUUGACUGCUGACAGAAUAACCCAUGGUCUGCUUAGGUGGUGUUUUCUGCUGCUGUCCUUGUCCACCGUGGUGAGAGAACACAUGCAGUGAAGGAUGUGCAGUCAUGUGGCUUCAUUUGUUCACUGUGAGAGUCUGCUGAUCAGUGCUGCCAGUCACCAGAAUUGAAACGCUUUGUAGUUUAAUUUGAAGUUUACUUUCAGAGUUCAUAUUUUUCUUCCAUUAUGCAAAAGUGUCAGUGGUUCUGAGCUUUGUAAUCUAUGUCAAGUGCCAGGAGGAAAAGAAACAGACAUGUGAAGUCAAUAAGAAGCUGAAAAACUGAAUAUGAACUUCCCUGUGCCUGACUAUCAGUCCUCUACAGGCCUUUGACAUGCUAUCUGAGCAGCAUAAUCACAGCUUCAGUUUUGUUGUAAGUUGAUCAAUUCAGAUGUUUCUCAGUGACCAAGUAAAAUGUUCGCCAUUGGACAGAUCUGCCCUGUAAAACACUGUAAAGAACUGACGCUCGCAGGUUCAGGAUGUGGCCUCUGAAAGACGAACAAAGAAGAUUCAUCCAACGUAAACAGCGAAUGUUCACCGUCAUCUGAAUUGCAAAUUCAGUCGUGGUUGAAACGGAAUGAAGCAUAUCAAGAUUUCUGUUUUUGUUUUUACAAUUGUACAGAUGUUGUGGAUGAUGAUAUGGUUCAGCGGUGUUUAUAUGUUUAUAUGGACAGAACCAGACUAUUUCACAGAAUGAAAAGUAAAAUGGUGGGAAACAACCUGUUGUUCUUGUCAUGUCCUCACUUCUGAUUUAAAUUAGUUUGUAAUGAAAAUGCAUCGCUGUCAUGGACUUUACAGGAAGGUGGAGUCAAAUACAUGCUACCAGUCAAAGGUUUGGACACAAGCUCUCAUUGAAUGGUUUCUCUUUAUUUUCAUGACUAUUUAAACUGUAGAUUCUUACUGAAGGCAUCAGAACUGUGAAUGAACACGUAUGGAAUUAUGCAGUCAACAAAAAAGUGUGAAAUAACAAAACAUGUUUUCUAUUUUAGAUUCUCCAAAGUAGCCAUGCUACUGAUUACCCCUUUUUUGACACUCUUGGCAGAAUCUGUGCUCCAAUACAGAAUCUGAUUCAUUGUAUAAUUUUAGGUUCCAACAGUGUUUGCGUUACCCAGAUAGAAAGCUGAAGGUAGUACACCAACAAUUUUUCCUUCUGCACCCAUGAGGAGAUGAAAUAUGAAACCACUAUAGCCAGUGAGGCACCUUGCUUUUAACUGCUACAGCACAAGAUGUCAACCACAUUCUGCCUUCAAUGAGUGUCUGCUUGGGCCUUUGCUUAUAGACUUUAAUGAUAAAGAGCAAUGACAUAGCUUCAUAGCAAAUGAUAGUUAUGACCACACUUUGCUCACCAUGAACUAAUAAUCAAUAAUCAGGUCACUGUGGGUUUGUGUGAGUAGUUCACAAUGAAAUCAUAAGUGAAGGAAUGUUUAAUCAAAUGAACUGCGUAUGUUAACAAACAGGCUGAUAAAUUUGCUGGGUUCUGCAAAUGUUACUUUCAUUUAAUUAAUGUGUUAUUUGACUCAGCCUCUCUUUGUAAGAACAAUACCUACUUUAAUAUAGUAUAUAAAAUAUGAAACUUUACAAGCAAACUCACCAUAAGAUUGAAAUUUACAUAUGACUGCAUCAGUGCAACACAAGCCAAAACGAUAGAUGGAUGGAUGGAUAGACAGACAGACAGACAGACAGACAGACAGACAGACAGACAGACAGAUAGAUAGAUAGAUAGAUAGAUAGAUAGAUAGAUAGAUAGAUAGAUAGAUAGAUAGAUAGAUAGAUAGAUAGAUAGAUACAGGCAGCAGCGGGAGUACAGGGAAAGCAGCAUCUUGAUGUUUACCGAGUCAUGGCUGAACGAACAGACCCCGGACUCUUUAUUAAUUUUGGAUGGAUUUCACCUAGUCAGAGCGGAUCGGGACGUAAAGAAGAGCAGUAAGAGGAAGGGAGGGGGUCUGACGAUGUAUGUGAAUGAGAGAUGGUGUAAUGCUGGGCACAUUAGCGUAAAACAGCGGCUGUGCACUAAGGAUGUUGAAUUACUGGCCGUUAAUCUGCGUCCGUUCUAUCUGCCCCGGGAGUUUUCACAUGUAAUAGCUGCUACUGUGUACAUCCCGCCAUCGGCUGAUGCGACUGCAGCCUGUGAAAUCAUCCACAGUGAAGUGUCCCAGCUGCAAACAUCUCACCCUCAGUCCCGUAUUAUCAUCUCAGGAGACUUUAACCAAGCAUCGCUCUCUGCCACUUUCCCCACGUUCACACAGUACGUGACGUGCCAGACUAGAGACAGUAAAACCCUCGACCUACUGUAUGCAAACAUCAAAGAUGCAUACAGCUCCUCCCCCCUCCCCCCGCUGGGCAGCUCAGAUCACAACCUGGUGCAACACAUAGAUAUAUACAAACACUAGAUGGCUCAUGAGCGCUGUCAGCCUAUGGGGAGCGACGUCGCCACAUGGCGGCCAUCUUGGGACAGGGCUGCUCGAUCACUCAUAACAUUAAAGUCAAUGGAGCAUGGAUUUUAAAAUCACUGUAGAUUGCUCAAUUUUCAACCGAUUUUAGAACAGCUUGGUUUGUUAUAAACGUCAGAGAUGUACUUGUUUUACUGCUUACAUAAGAAUAAUUAAAACCAUUGAAUUCAUAUAAUAAUGAACACAGAUAUCAGCUUUUUUCAGCAUAAAUGGAUGUAAAUGUAAUUUUAAUAUUUAACAUUGCACUUUUUUUUAUUACUAUCAGCUUUCUAAUGCACAGAUAAAAACAAAGCUCAACCAAAAUCAAUGCACAACAAAAAGAGAUGAUGUCUUUUCUUUUCAUGAACCCGGUGCCUACAUUACCCACAAUGCAUUUCGGCUACAGGCUCACUAAUCCAGGCAUAGAUGUACACAAACAAUAAGUCUAAGGUCUCAAUCAAAGUCUCUUAACAAGCAAAUAAAUACAACCACAACCACAAAGAAUGUAAUUUCGCCUAAAGAUUAGGUUCUCAAAAAAACGUUGGUCUCAGGAAAACCUAAUAAUUGAAAAUCAGAUUGUGAGUAACACCAUCUUCAAUGUGAGUAGCCAGGCAGAAAAGACACACAACUAUGCCGCAUUUUUCAAAACGAAAAGCUGCGAUUUCGGAAUUGAACCUGAAUCAUAGCCACGUUAAUAAGGUUUGUAAUAAACUAAACCGUUUGUAAAUCAAUCAAGAAUUGAGCGAGUUGUGAGUGUUAAAGUGAGGAAAUCAUCCACCUUACCAUUGACUACAGUACAGUGCGCCAGAGCAGUCCCCUGUCCUAAGAUGGCCGCCAAGUGACGACGCCGCCGACUCCGUCUCGAGACAUCUAGUGUUUGUAUAUAUCUAUGGUGCAAUAUACCAAGGGUGAAGAAACAACCCCCCACCAUAAGGUAUGUGAAGAAGUGGUCUGACGAGGCUUCUGAGGUGCUGCAGGACUGUUUUGAGACAACAGACUGGAAUGUGCUGUGUGGUCCACACGGGGUGGACAUCGACACACGGACAGACACUAUUACAGAAUACAUUAACUUCUGUGCAGGGAAUAUCGUACCGACCAGGAAAGUGCGGUUUUUCUCUAACCCUGCUGAAGGAGAAGAGAAGGGUUUUUGGAUUUGGGGACAAAGAGGAGCUGAGGAGGGUGCAGAAGGAGAUAAAGAAGAACAUCAAGGCGGACAAGGCCAGUUACAGGAUCAAGAUGGAAUCUCACCUGAAGAAUAAUAACACAAGGGAGGUCUGGAAAGACCUGAGAUCCAUCUCUGGUUACAGCAGAGGCCAUGAGAGGGGUGCUGCAGCAGGAGACCGGGAGUGGACCAAUGAGCUGAAUCUGUUCUUUAACAGGUUUGACUCUGCUCCCACUCCUCCCCCCUCUCAUCAAAGCACCGACCAGCCACCUCCUUCUUCACACCUCACCAACAGCACCUCUCCUCCUCCCCCCACCCUCCACCACCUCUGGACUUCACAAACAGCCCCACCACCUCCCCCUGUCUCACCCCCCACCACCACCACCUCCCCCUGUCUCACCCCCCACCACCAUCACCCUCUCUCCUUUCAUCCUCCUCCACCCCCAGCCUCUCCAUAACAGCUGAUCAGGUGAGAAGUGAGCUAAAAAAGAUCAAGACCAGGAAAGCCGCAGGUCCUGAUGGAAUCGGCUCCAGACUCCUCAAAAACUGUGCAGACCAGCUCUGUCAGGUGCUGCUCCGCAUCUUCAAACUGAGCCUGAGUCUGGAGAGGGUUCCUGUGUUGUGGAAGACUUCCUGCCUGGUUCCUGUCUCAAAGACCAGGAACCCCAGGGAACCAAACCACUUCAGAGCUGUGGCCCUCACUUCUCAUCUGAUGAAGAUGACGGAGAGGAUCAUCCUCAGGAAUCUACGCCCCCUGGUGAGCCCUAAUCUGGACCCACUGCAGUUCGCUUACCAACCGAACGUUGGAGUGGAUGACACAGUCGUCUACCUGCUUCACAGAUCACUGACUCACCUGGAGGACACCGGCAGCACUGUGAGGAUCAUGUUCUUUGACUUCUCCAGUGCUUUCAACACAAUCCAGCCUUCCCUGCUCAGGGUGAAGCUUGAGGGAGCGGGAGUAGACUGCUGCUUGGAUCAUCAACUACCUCACCAACAGACCACAGUACGUGAGGCUGCAGGACUGUGUUUCUGAUGUAGUGGUCAGCAGAGCACUGUCCCCACAGGGGACAGUGCUCUCUCCCUUUCUCUUCAUCCUGUACACAUCGGACUUCCACUACAACUCUGGGAGCUGUCACCUCCAGAAAUUCUCUGAUGAUACAGCCAUUGUUGGGUGUGUGUCUAAUGGGGACGAGCUGGAGUACAGGACAGUCAUCUCUGACUUUGUUGACUGGUGUGAGUGAAACCAUCUGCAGCUCAACGCCAGUAAGACGAAAGAGAUGACCAUCGACUACCGCAGGAGGAGGACACCUCAAACUGCACCAGUGAACAUCCAGGGUAUGGACAUUGAGAUAGUGGACUCAUACAAAUACCUGGGUGUUCACCUCAACAACAAACUGGACUGGUCACACAAUACAGAGGUCCUGUACAAGAAAGGCCAAAGUCGUCUCCACCUGCUGAGGAGACUGAGGUCCUUUGGAGUGUGCAGGACUCUGCUCCGGACAUUCUAUGACUCCGUGGUAGCGUCUGUUAUUUUCUAUGCUGUGGUCUGCUGGGGAGCAGGGAGCUCUGAAAGGGACAGAAAGAGACUGAACAGACUGGUCAGGAGGGCCAGUUCUGUGCUGGACUGUUCCCUGGACUCCAUAGAGGAGUUGGGUGAGAGGAGGAUGUUGGCAAAGUUCACAUCCAUCAUGGACAAUCCCUUUCACCCUCUGCAUGACACUGUGAUGUCUCAAAGGAGCUUUUUCAACAGUAGACUGAGACACCUAACCUGCAAGGAGCGCUAUCGCAUUCCAUCUGCUAUAAGACUUUAUAACAUCAGCAACAAUGGCUGAUGUUAAAACAAAACUGGACUCUAUCACGUUGGCUUUUAUCAUAUAAUCUGCACAGUUCUUGUACUAUUUGAGCCUCUUGUACUUCUCAUCAUUCCAUAAGUCACUUUUUUCCAUUCUACACUCGUGAAAAUAUUAGGAUUGUUAUUAUGAUUACUGUUUACUGUGAUGAUUAAUGUUUACUGUUGCUUAUUGUUGCUCUACUGUAUGAUACAUGCUGCUGUAACAUGGGAAAUUUCCCCGGACAAGGGGAGUAAUAAAGGAUUAUCUUAUUUCA
Acanthochromis polyacanthus (spiny chromis) is the source of this 10083-nucleotide messenger RNA. It is a transcript of the gene fbxo38, whose product is annotated as F-box protein 38. NCBI's taxonomy places the organism in Eukaryota, Metazoa, Chordata, Actinopteri, Pomacentridae. Gene Ontology annotation, biological process: protein K48-linked ubiquitination; SCF-dependent proteasomal ubiquitin-dependent protein catabolic process. The record is from RefSeq and is a predicted model, not a curated record. The transcript is spliced from 21 exons. Bases 361 to 3969 code for a protein of 1202 amino acids. Gene Ontology annotation, cellular component: nucleus; cytoplasm. Gene Ontology annotation, molecular function: protein binding.